AUGGGUUUGCUUCCAUUUUCAAUGGUACUAUUUCUCUAUUUGGCCAUUGCUCCUUGUAGAGUUUAUGGGGAGGAAAAUGUUACAAUAGUGAAUGAAAAAAAUUCACUAGUUUCAUUCAUGUCAGGCAUUGUUUCUGACCCUAAAAACGUUCUAGAGACUUGGAAUUCACCAGGUGUUCAUGUUUGCAAUUGGUUUGGUGUCAAAUGCAACAAUGCAACUAACAGGAUCAUAGAGCUUGAUCUUAAUGGUAGCUCACUAAGGGGUACCAUUUCCCCUGCUCUUGCAAACCUCUCUUCCUUGCAAAUUCUUGAUCUUUCUGAGAAUUUUUUUGUGGGUCAUAUUCCAAAAGAACUGGGCUAUUUAAUUCAGCUUCAACAACUCAGUUUAUCUUUUAAUUUUCUUGAAGGGAAUAUUCCCUCUGAGUUGGGUUCACUUCACAACUUGUACUACCUUAACUUGGGAACUAAUCAUCUCAAGGGUGAGAUUCCUUCAUCACUUUUUUGCAAUGGGUCUUCCACAUUGAGUUAUAUAGACCUCUCUAACAAUUCCUUGGGGGGACAAAUACCCUUGAGCAAUGAGUGUAUCCUCAAAAAGCUUAUGUUCCUCUUACUUUGGUCUAACAAGCUUGUAGGUCAAGUUCCUUUAGCUCUAUCAAACUCCACAGAACUUAAAUGGCUCGAUGUGGAGUCAAAUAUGUUGAGUGGGGAGCUACCAUCUGAGAUUGUGCAUAAUUGGCCACAAUUACAAUUCCUCUACCUAUCAUAUAAUAACUUUGUCAGCCAUGAUAGUAACACCAACCUUGAAACUUUCUUUUCUUCCUUGAUGAAUUUGUCCAACAUUCAAGCACUCGAGUUGGCAGGAAACAAUCUUGGAGGGAAGCUACCUCGUAACAUUGGUGAUCUUCCGACCAGCUUGUUACAGCUUCACCUAGAAGACAAUCUCAUAUAUGGUUCUAUACCUCCAAACAUUGCCAACCUUGUCAAUCUAACUCUCUUAAACAUUUCUGGUAACUUACUAAAUGGAUCAAUACCUCCCAGUCUCUGCCAGAUGGGAAGGCUAGAGAGAAUUUAUUUGUCAAAUAAUUCACUAUUUGGUGAGAUUCCCUCAACCCUUGGUGGCAUUCAGCAUCUGGGGCUUCUAGACUUGUCAAGAAACAAGCUUUCUGGUUCACUACCAGACAGUUUUGCUGACCUCCCCCAGUUAAGAAGUCUUUUACUUUAUGACAACCAGCUAUCUGGAACAAUCCCACCAAGUCUGGGAAAAUGUGUCAAUUUGGAGAUUUUGGACCUAUCCCACAACAAGAUUUCAGGUCUGAUUCCUACAGAAGUUGCAGCCUUGACUAGCUUGAAACUAUACUUGAAUUUAUCAAGCAAUAACUUACAAGGGCCUUUGCCAUUUGAGCUCUCCAAAAUGGACAUGGUGCUAGCUAUUGAUCUAUCCAUGAACAAUCUCUCUGGCAGAAUCCCACCACAGCUUGAAAGUUGCUUAGCACUAGAGUACCUUAACCUUUCUGGUAACAACUUAGAAGGCCCUCUUCCUGAUUUAUUAGGCCAAUUGCCUUAUAUUAGAGCUCUUGAUGUGUCUUCAAAUCAGUUAACUGGCCAAAUACCACAGUCCCUUCAGUUGUCCACCACUCUCAAGAAACUUAAUUUCUCUUUCAACAAAUUCUCAGGGAGGGUCUCAAACAAGGGAGAUUUUUCAUCAUUGACCAUAAACUCUUUCCUAGGAAAUGAUGGUCUAUGUGGCUCGGUAAAAGGCAUGCAAAGCUGCCACAAGAAACACAGAUAUCAUUUGGUUCUCUUAUUCAUUCCAUUGUUACUAUUUGGAACCCCCUUGUUGUGCAUGUUUGGGUACCCCAGAAUUAUUAAGUCAAAGGUCAGAAAGCAAUUGGCAAUAGUUAGCAGAGGGGACUUGGAGGAUGAAGAUGAGGAAACAAAGGAACUUAAGUACCCAAGAAUUUCAUAUAAACAACUUAUUGAAGCCACUGGAGGCUUCAGUGCUUCAAGCCUAAUUGGUUCAGGAAGGUUUGGACAGGUCUAUAAUGGAGUUCUCCGAGAUAAUACAAGAAUUGCAGUGAAGGUAUUAGAUACAUCAACAGCAUGCGAGAUUUCAGGUAGCUUCAAAAGGGAAUGUCAAAUCCUGAAAAGAACCAGGCACAGAAAUUUAAUAAGGAUCAUCACAAUAUGCAGUAAAAAAGAGUUUAAGGCUCUUGUUCUUCCACUGAUGCCAAAUGGUAGCCUAGAGAGGCACUUAUAUCCAAGCCAUGGGUUAAGCCAGAGGUUGGAUAUUGUUCAGAUAGUGAGGAUAUGCAGUGAUGUAGCUGAGGGAAUGGCUUAUCUGCACCACUAUUCUCCAGUUAGAGUAGUGCACUGUGAUCUUAAGCCAAGCAAUAUACUACUUGAUGACGAUUUUACAGCUUUGGUAACUGAUUUUGGUAUUGCAAGGCUUGUAAAAGGUGAUGAGAACAUGAACCCCAGUGGCUCAACAUCUUUCAGUUCAACACAUGGUUUAUUAUGUGGCUCCCUUGGCUACAUAGCCCCUGAAUAUGGAAUGGGAAAACAUGCAUCAACUCAGGGUGAUGUUUACAGUUUUGGAGUACUUCUGCUAGAAAUAGUGACAGGUAAACGCCCCACAGAUGUCCUUAUCCAUGAAGGCUCUAGCUUGCAUGAGUGGAUUAAGAGACAAUAUCCACACAAGAUUGAUAACAUUGUUGAACAAGCAUUGCAAAGGUGCUAUCCAUCUUGCAUGACAAGUCACUGUAACAAAAUUGGACAAGAUGUUAUAUUGGAACUCAUAGAGUUGGGGCUUCUAUGCACACACCCUAAUCCUUCAACAAGACCAAGCAUGCUGGAUGUAGCCCAAGAAAUGGGGAAGUUGAAGGACUACCUCUCUAAUCAAUCCUCUCUGCUGAUUGAAGAAGUCAAUGCUAAGGUUAAUUCUCAUGCAGUGAAGAUAAAUUUAGUUGGAAAGUGA
Messenger RNA from Gastrolobium bilobum, 2973 nucleotides. RefSeq names its product putative leucine-rich repeat receptor-like serine/threonine-protein kinase At2g24130. Lineage: Eukaryota; Viridiplantae; Streptophyta; Magnoliopsida; Fabales; Fabaceae. Gene Ontology annotation, biological process: protein phosphorylation. The record is from RefSeq and is a predicted model, not a curated record. Gene Ontology annotation, molecular function: protein kinase activity; protein binding; ATP binding. The transcript has 2 exons. Bases 1 to 2973 code for a protein of 990 amino acids.